Messenger RNA from Dermatophagoides pteronyssinus (European house dust mite), 501 nucleotides. Its product is annotated as zinc finger protein 544-like. The record is from RefSeq and is a predicted model, not a curated record. NCBI's taxonomy places the organism in Eukaryota, Metazoa, Arthropoda, Arachnida, Sarcoptiformes, Pyroglyphidae.
AUGAAUACUGUUAAUAUUGAUCAAACGAAAUUUGAUGAAAAACCAUUUGAGUGUACAUGGCCAGGUUGUGAGUCUAAAUUUAAUCGUCAAGAUAAAUUGACCAGACAUGAACGAUUACAUACUGGUGAAAAACAACAUCCGUGUACAUGGCCUGGUUGUGAAUGUAAAUUUAAACGUAAAAUAAAUUUGACCAUACAUGAACAAAUUCAUACUGAUAAUGAACAAUUUCAAUGUGAACAUUGUGAUCAAUGUUUCAGUGAAUCUGAUGAUCUUACCAGGCAUAAGGAACGAACACAUUCAGAUGAAAAACCAUUUGAGUGUACAUGGCCAAAUGAAAAACCAUUUGAGUGUACAUGGCCAAGUUGUGGAAAAAAAUUUAAACGUAAAGAAAAUUUGACCAGACAUGAACGAAUUCAUACUGGUGAUGAACCAUUUCAAUGUGAACAUUGUGAUCAAUGUUUCAGUGAAUCUGGUAAUCUAAAAAGAGCAUUCAGUACAUAA